CGACAGGAUACUACUUUACCUACUUCGUACAAUACCAAGGCAAUGGCACUACUGUGCUGUACAUGUACGAGGCCUCGUAGCUUUGCAAGCCCUUCCCGCUGCGUGCCAGCCCGGCCAAGGUGCGGUCCUGGCCAGCCAUUCGCCGGAAAGGUUUAUUCCUGUUGUUCUCUCACACUGGCCGUCCACACGCCCCCCUACCCACCUGUCGGCACUCCCCUGCAGCAGCUGCAGCAGCUAGCAGCUUGUGACUUUUGAGCAACCCCAGAGAGAAGAGAGAGAGAGAGAGAGAGAGAAGGAGAAGGAGUCAGUCAAUGGGCCGUGGGAAUAGAGGAGAGGUGCUGGGUUUGUGCUGGGGCUGAUGAUGGUGAUGGUGAUGAUGGUGCUGUUGAGCACCGUGCAGUACAGACAGAGGGAAGAAGAUGAUGGGAAAAGCAACACUCAACAUACAAUCGAG
Molecule: messenger RNA, 454 nt
Organism: Trichoderma harzianum CBS 226.95
Lineage: Eukaryota; Fungi; Ascomycota; Sordariomycetes; Hypocreales; Hypocreaceae
Exons: 1
Coding region: 43-255 (70 amino acids)
Source: RefSeq, a predicted model, not a curated record